Molecule: messenger RNA, 408 nt
Organism: Serendipita indica DSM 11827
Lineage: Eukaryota; Fungi; Basidiomycota; Agaricomycetes; Sebacinales; Serendipitaceae
Source: the annotation of a GenBank genome assembly
AUGUCCGAAGCAAAAUCGAGUCCACUAGUUGCGAGUCGCAAGCUGGAGGAAGAGGCGGAGAACGGCGUAGAGGGUUCCGGGAGUGACGAAUCUUAUUCGACAAGCUCGUCACUUAAGGACGCGGACGACUCCAGCUCGGAGGACUCGGCUGAUAAACCGGAGAACAUAAAGACAAGACCCAAACUUCGUGGUAAAGCAAGCCCAGGUACAAUCAAGGGGGGUGAUGGAAGUGGUCCGAGGCCCAAACUUCGCGGUAAACCAACUCCAGAUGUAGUCAAGGCGGGUGAUGGAAGUGGUCCGAGGCCCAAACUUCGCGGUAAACCAACUCCAGAUGUAGUCAAGGCGAAUGACGGGACUGGUCCGAAAGGUCCAAAGGGUCCAAAAGAAGAGAAAAAGGACAAUAAAUAA